Messenger RNA from Lates calcarifer (barramundi perch), 2903 nucleotides. RefSeq names its product double-strand-break repair protein rad21 homolog A. Gene Ontology annotation, cellular component: synaptonemal complex; cohesin complex. Gene Ontology annotation, biological process: replication-born double-strand break repair via sister chromatid exchange; mitotic sister chromatid cohesion; synaptonemal complex assembly. The transcript is spliced from 14 exons. The record is from RefSeq and is a predicted model, not a curated record. Gene Ontology annotation, molecular function: protein binding; chromatin binding. Lineage: Eukaryota; Metazoa; Chordata; Actinopteri; Centropomidae. Bases 215 to 2122 code for a protein of 635 amino acids.
CUCCGCCAUUUUUGACUGUAAACAUCCUGCCGAUUUUAAAAGGACAGCGGUGAGCGGGAGGAAGGCGACUGGCGCCAUCUUGGCUGUUUUAAUGAGUACAACAGGGGAGAAUUCGCUGGGAGAAAUAACAUAAUCAUUGGAUUUUCACUCUGAAAGGGGUACUGCCGGUAAACCUUACUGCAGUGUGAGUGUGUGAGCCAGGGGAACCAGGGCAAUGUUCUACGCCCACUUUGUCCUCAGCAAACGUGGGCCGCUGGCCAAGAUUUGGCUAGCGGCCCAUUGGGACAAGAAGCUGACCAAGGCCCAUGUGUUUGAAUGCAACUUAGAAAGCAGUGUGGAGAGCAUCAUCUCGCCUAAGGUAAAGAUGGCAUUGCGUACAUCAGGUCACCUGCUCCUUGGGGUGGUGAGAAUCUACCACAGGAAGGCCAAGUACCUUCUUGCUGAUUGUAAUGAAGCCUUCAUCAAGAUCAAAAUGGCGUUUAGGCCAGGUGUGGUGGAUCUGCCUGAGGAAAACAGAGAGGCAGCCUACAAUGCAAUCACCUUACCUGAGGAGUUCCAUGACUUUGACCAGCCACUUCCUGAUCUGGAUGACAUAGAUGUGGCCCAGCAGUUCACCUUGAACCAGAGCAGAGUAGAAGAGAUCACCAUGAGAGAAGAUGUUGGCAACCUCAGCCUCCUGCAGGACAAUGACUUUGCUGACUUUGGUAUGGAUGACCGAGAAAUGAUGCGCGAUGCCAGCACAUUUGAGGAGGAUAUCAUGCACGGUGCCACGGCUUCUAACCUUUUGCUAGAGGCUGAGCCUGGUCCGGCUAAUCUCCCUGACAAGUCUAACCACAUGGAAUAUGAUGACUUUGGGGAUGGCUCCAUGGGCAACAGUGAUGGUGGAAUGCUGGUUGAUAAGCUGCUGAGUUCUGAAGACGGUGGUGGUAUCUUCGAUGAUCCUCCAGCUAUCACAGAAAGUGUCAUGAUGCCUCCAGAUCAUGGAGACGAUGAGGACGACUUUGACAACCUUCAGUCACCGGGUCCAGACAGCCCAGACUCUGGCCCUGCAGAACAGCUGCCAGCAGUGGCUGAUCAGACAGAACAGACCACUCUGGUUCACAAUGAGGAGGAGGCCUUUGCUCUGGAGCCCAUUGACAUCACUGUGAAAGAGACCAAGGCGAAACGUAAGAGGAAGCUGAUUGUGGACAGCGUGAAGGAGUUGGACAGUAAGACCAUCAGGGCCCAGCUGUCUGACUACUCGGACAUUGUCACCACCCUGGACCUCGCCCCUCCCACUAAGAAACUUAUGAUGUGGAAGGAGACUGGAGGAGUGGAGAAGCUCUUCUCUCUGCCUGCUCAACCCCUGUGGAACGCCAGGCUGCUCAAGAUGUUCACACGCUGCCUGACGCCUCUGGUGCCAGACGAGCUGAGGAAGAGGAGAAAGGGCGGAGAAGCAGACAGUCUGGAUGAGUUCCUUAAAGAGCUGGAGAACCCAGAGGUGCCUCGAGAGGAGGUCAUGCACAGAGAUGUUAUUGACCAGACUAUCAUGGAGGAGCCUAGCAUGCUGGCAGCCUCUGCAAUGGAGGGCAGCAGGACGACCCUUGAUGAGACAGUCAUGCCUCCUCCCUCCAACCCACGUUCUGUCAAACGCAAGACCCUCGACAAAGAGGGCCCCCUUCCUAUGGCUUCAUUGGAGCAGCAGCAACAGGUGGCUGACCGCUCAGUCGUUUCUCAGAGGUUAGACAUGCCUCAGGUGGAUCUGCCUCCAGAGGAGAGCAGCGUCAACCUCACCCAGCUCGUCCCAGAGCUUGACCUGCUUGGUGAGAAGAGCAAAGACAAGAAGGAUGAUAGCGAUGAAGAAGAGGAAGAAGAAGGUCAGGCUGGAGACCAAGAUCAGGAGGAGAAGAGAUGGAACAAGAGAACCCAGCAGAUGCUGCACGGUCUCCAGCGUGUCAUGGCUAAGACUGGUGCAGACUCAGUCAGCCUGCUUGACUUGUGCCGGAACAACAACAGGAAGCAGGCAGCUGCCAAGUUUUACAGUUUCCUGGUCCUUAAGAAGCAGCAGGCCAUCGAGGUCACCCAGUCUGAGCCCUACAGCGACAUCAUUGCCACCGCUGGACCAAGAUUUCACCUUAUCUAGAUAUAGGAAGAACAGACAAACACUCUGCUUACAACAGACAUACUUUUUUAAUUACUCAAGUUUUUUGCCUUUUUAUUUUGUGUUUUCCUGUCAGCCCAUUUUGUUUCUGGGGAAGGGGUGGGAGUAAUUUGGAAUGGGUUGGAAUCUUUUAAAAAAAAAAAGGAUUUUACUGUACUACAGAUGGAAUCAUGCAGUAUUCAUUUGGUUCAAACGGAGUUAGGAAGAAUGUUUAACAAUUAUAUUUAUAAAGCAACCUUUUUUAGUCACCAAUUUGUAAGCUUUGCUUCAUUAUGUUUUGUAAGUUAAAUUUCCAUUGCUCAUUCCAUAAGUUUUGUACCAUUGCCCCUAUCACACCAGAAAUAUUGCAGAUUUUAGCGAAAGAGCCCUGUAUUUUCACAUGGAAUCCCAUAUUGACUCUUUACAUGUUCUGGAAAGGUACUGUUUUAUUGCUCAGAAGUGUAACCUCUCCUACCGUCUCCUUGUUGCACUUGUUCUUUCAUGAUAAAUAGAAAGGUUAAUCUGUCAAAAAUUGGUAAAUCUUACCUGGCAUUAAAUAUCAUGUUUCAGAUGUAUAAUUCAGGCAGUUUAUCAAUUAAGUUUUAUGUAAUUUUUUUAAUUUGUACCUUUUUACGUUUAUGCUUAUUCACCCUUUUGCAUUAUGUAACUAGGUAAUGUACUUGUUACAGUUAAGUUCUGUAUCCCACCUUUUUAGUCUUCUGGUAACUUCUAGUUGUGAUACAUCUGUAAAGAUUUGAAAUAAAGUGUUUUAAGUACUUGGUAA